GGAAAGUUCAUGCAGGUGUCAGGUGUUGCUUGACGGAGGGAGAGCAUAGCUUUUUGACCGCUUCAUUGUGUCACCAAAGGUCUGUAAAUAGUAUGAAUAAGGAUGCAUAUUUGGAUGUAUGGACACCUUUAUCGAUUGGAUUUUAUUGUGAGAAUUAAAAUAUCAUAACCAAGAAGUGGAACGCAAAGUUAUUUACAUCUAAAGAAACCUUUGCUCUUCCUGAUAUUUUUGUCCGGAGAGAAGUGGGGGUGCUGGCUUACAGAGGGUGUCCUUGUUCAUUACCACGGGCAGAGGGAGGUAACCCUGUGCACCUGUCAAAGCACAACAUCUCAGCAACUCUUGUGUGAGCCAAGGUCAUCAUGGCGCCAACUCUGUAUGAUGAGAAACCAGAGAUUGGGGACCUGAUAGAGAUCUUCAGAGGACCAUACCAGCACUGGGCUGUAUACAUUGGAGAUGGAUACGUCAUUCACAUGGCUCCACACACUGAACAGGCAGGAGGUGGAGCCUACAGCAUGAUGUCAAUGAUGUGUGACAGAGCCAUCGUAAAGAAGGAAGGAUUGUGGGAGGUUGUGGGAGAAGAUGAGUGGAAGAUCAAUAAUCUCCUGGAUGAAGAGUAUGAGCCGCGGCCUGCCCACGAGAUACUACGGGAGGCUAAGAGCCACUUGAACAAGGAGCUGCCCUACUGUGUUUUUCGGGGAAACUGUGAGCAUUUUGCCACGGAGCUGCGAUACGGCAAGCCCCAAUCACGCCAGGUACGCAAUGUGGAAGUUGGCAUUCGGGUGGGAAUGGCUGCAAUGGUUGGUGUGGGACUUGUAGCUUUUGCAGCAACUAUGUUUGGAGGUGGAAGCAAGGAGAAGGAAAGUAAAAGUAAACGCUAACGAGACCUACAUCAUUCC
Messenger RNA from Clupea harengus (Atlantic herring), 896 nucleotides. Its product is annotated as phospholipase A and acyltransferase 3-like. Gene Ontology annotation, molecular function: A2-type glycerophospholipase activity; glycerophospholipid phospholipase A1 activity. The transcript has 6 exons. Lineage: Eukaryota; Metazoa; Chordata; Actinopteri; Clupeiformes; Clupeidae. The coding region runs from base 360 to 878 and encodes 172 amino acids. The record is from RefSeq and is a predicted model, not a curated record. Gene Ontology annotation, biological process: N-acylphosphatidylethanolamine metabolic process. Gene Ontology annotation, cellular component: cytoplasm.